Molecule: messenger RNA, 4919 nt
Organism: Moneuplotes crassus
Lineage: Eukaryota; Ciliophora; Spirotrichea; Euplotida; Euplotidae
Source: the annotation of a GenBank genome assembly
AUAAUAAAAACUAAAAAUGGCCGAUAUGGAAGACGACCAAUCCCAACAGUCCCUCGAAGCUGAAGGCGAAGACAUCGAGAACGAAGAUCAGUAUGAAGACGAUGGCUUCAUCGACGACAGGUCCUUCGACGAAAGAGGAAGAAACGCAGAAGGAAGAGAGAAGAGGAAGAAGAAGAUCAAUGAAAACAAGCAAGGAUCUGGCAAGAGGAAGAGGAUUAAGAAGAAUAGAGAGAAAUUGAAGGAAGAAGAAGCUUCACAGAGGUAUGAUGAUGAGGUCAGUGAGAGAGACGAGCAGCACCGUGAACCAACCGAGGAAGAGCUGCACAAGCAAAAGCAAAUUAGCGUUUUUAAGGAUAUCUUUGAUAGCAGUGAUGAUGAAGAUGAGAAAAUUGAGAUGAAGGAUGAAGAAGAGAAGGAACUGACUAUUAGAGAUAAUAGCGCUAUGAGCAGAUUCAGAGACUCUAGUUGGAGAAAGGAGAUCAUUGAAAUAAACAUCCCUGAAAGAAUUUAUAUCAGACUCAAGGAUAGACUCAAACCAUCAGACCAAGAGCUUGAGCUUGAAGCUGCUUGGAUUUACAAGUACAAGAAACACUGGAAGGGCAACAGUGUAGGUGAAGAAAGGAUGGUACUGAAAAUCAACGAAGUACUUUCACAUUUUAGAAAGAAUCACUUUGAUAUCCCCUUCAUUGCCACAUACAGAUAUUACCUCUUCCAACAUGAACUUCAGAGAAGCGAUUUCUACGAUAUCUAUGAGAUGGAUCUCGAGUGGGACAAUUUCAUCAAAACUAAAAAGAGUCUUAUCAAAAAGGUGAAGCAAGUUAUUGAUAAGAUCCCAGGCAAGCAAGAACUUGAAAUCUGUGUAGAGAACUGUAUGACUACUUAUGACCUCCAUGAUGUAAACCUCUACCUCACUUUCUGAAAGAACUUCAUACCUGAGUUCAGAGAAGAGAUGUCUAGAAUGAGAGAUGCAAAGAGAAAGUCGUACUUAAAGAUGGCUGAGAAUGAUAUUGACAAAUUUGCACGAGAAAUCUCAAUGCCUCCACAUGAAUUCGCACAGAAUCUGAAAGUUCAGAAUUGAGUCAACAAAGUGCCUAGAAGGUCUGAGAAGCCAUCAGAAUUAGCAAAAAGGUAUAUUUGUGAAACAUACUCAAAUGUGCUGGAAGUUCUUGUCCUAGCUUGUACUCUGAUAGGUGAUGAGAUGGCUGCACAUCCAAGUAUUAGAAAGUUUGUCAGAGAUCGAUAUAUGCAAGGGCUUAGAAUUUCAACUGAACCAACUGAAAAAGGCGAGUCUGAAUUAGAUUGCUUCCAUCCUGACUAUAAAAUAAAAAGACUAAAAAUUGUCCCGAUUGAUAAGUUCAAAGAUGAUACUUGGCUCAGAAUCCAAAGGGCAAAGGAAAGAGGGCUUAUUGAGAUAAUCUAUGAGCAUGAGAGAAUCCUUAUCGACACCAUUGACUUCAUGAAGAACUACUAUCUAGAAUCUGACCCAACAGACAGGAAUGAGAAAGAAUGGAGGACAUUUUAUAAUGAAAUUAUUGAGAGAGUCGUUCUUAAACUUCUCCUACCUGACCUAGAGAAAAGAGCAGACCAAGAACUUAGAGAAAACGCAAUCGAGUUCGUGAUUUCAAAGGUCAAGGAGAAUUUUAUGAAGGAGUAUUUGAUGAUUCCUCCAUAUCUAUUCCAAAAGAAGGCAUGCCAUAUGAUAUCGAUCAUUUAUGAAAAUAUUGGAAAGCCUGUUCUCACUGCAGUUCACGUCAACGAAUUUGGAGAUUAUAGAAAUCACCAUGCUUUCAGCUAUCUGAUGCUCCCAUAUGCAGAGAAGAAUGCUCCAGAAUCUUACGAAGCUGAUAUCAAGAAACUGAAAGAUUUUAUCUGGGAGAGUAAAGUUGGACUUAUAAUCGUUCCAGCUCAUGGUCCUGAAUCUAGAAACCUCAAAAAGCUCAUUAAGGAGAGAAUUAUUGACGAUAGCAAUACAAUUGCUCAGAUGGGUCACGAGCCAUGGAUCUCUUAUGGAAAAAUGGAUGCUCCAUAUAUGGCUACUCAAUCACCAAAUUAUGACCAAGAUCUUAAAAACUAUCCCAUUGAAGUGAAGCAGGGAGUUUCUUUGGCUAGAUUUAAGCAAUCUCCUUUGAACGAAACUCUUAGAUUAUGGAGUGAGAUGGAAGGAGAGAACAUGCAGCUGCUAAACCUGCACUUCCACGAGUUCCAAGACGCUAUUCCAAAGAGCAGAAUGAUUGAUGUGCUUAGAAACACAGCUGUUCUCUCUGUAAACAACAUUGGAGUGGAUCUCUACCAUACAGUCAUGAACAAUAACUUGCAAUUCUGAGUUCCAUUCCUCUCAGGAUUAGGUGAGAUCAAGGGAGCUGAGUUUUUGAGGAAGUUCUUAGUUAACGAAGAGAAUAUUUCCUUCAGAACUUCGACAAUUGUGCUUCCCCCUCAUGUCCAUUACAACGUUGUUGGAUUCACUAAUGCUUCUAAAUUCAAGAAGGUGAAGGGAAGAAUGGAUCAUAAAGCCCUUGACUGCACGAGGAUUCAUCCUGAGUUCUACUCUAUCGCUACCAAGAUUGCAAAAACUGCCUUGGAUGAUGAUGAAAUAUCAGGUGAAAAUUCAGUAAAGGCUAUCCUAAAAGAUCCUUCAAAAUUGAGACAACUUGAUCUUGAGCAAUUUAGUCAAAGAUGUGAGUCUAUGUUUGGGAAGGAUUAUAAGAGUAUUUUCUACUUCAUCAGAGACGAACUUGAGAGUCCUUUCAGAGACAUCAGAGGAGAGUACUCUGAGUAUGAGAAUAAGAUCAUCAACCAAGAUACUAAUAUCUUCUUCAUGCUCACUGGUGAGAAUAGAGACAACUUCUAUGAAGGCUUAUUCGUUCCCUGCAUGAUUACAAGGCAGAUUAAAGAGGAUGUAGUCGCUUGUAGAAGUCUGACCAAGAGUAAUUGGACUGCCUUCCUCCACAAAGAUAAUGCGCACAGAAAGCUUCAUAACUUGAUGAAUCCAGGAUAUGUAAUCACUGGAAGAAUUUUGAAGAUCGAGUAUGAUAGACUAUCAGUUUCUAUUUCUGCAAUGGAGGAGAAUGUCACUGAGAAAGAGAUGCAAGAGAGAAUUCCUCAGAUUUUCAGACCUCAUUUUAAAGUAGAUGUCAUCAAAGAUGCCCCAAUGAAGAUUGUGACUGAGUCUACUGAAAGAUAUGGACCUGGAAAUAAGUACAAGAUGAGAACUUUUAAGAACUGCCCAAAUUUCCAAAAUAUCACAGUUGGACAAGCAAUUGCUAAGUUAAAAAGAGAAGAUGGAGACUUUGUGUUCAGACCUAGCCCUAGAGGAGAAAGAUGGCUAAAUCUCUCUGUUAAAAUUUAUGGGAAUCAUAUUGUUCAUAUUGAAAUCAAUGAGGAGAAAGUCGAUGAGCACACUAGCAAGUUCCAUAUCGGAGACCAAGAGUUCCAAGACCUCAAAGAGGUUGAGAUUAAAUUCAUCAGAGAAUUGAAAAAGAGAGCUUCAAAUCUUAUUGCUUCACCUAAAUUUUUGAAGUUGGAGAAGGAGAUCGAGUUUGAGAAUUACCUCAAGAAGCAGAAGAAAGCAGCACCAAGAUCUAUCCCCUAUGGAUUUGUGCUUCUUCCUGAGUAUCCUCAACAUGCAGUUCUUGGCUAUAUUCCAAGCUCCAAUUUCGAUAAAGUUAGGAAAGAGUUUCUGAAAAUUAAAGCGAAUGGAUUUUUCUUCCACGACAAGGUCAUGCCAACUAUUGAAGAGCUAGUUAUUUACUUUAAGAAGAAUUUCCAGUCUAAAGCUUACAGAAAAUAUGUUGAAAGUAAGAAAAGGAAGGCUCCUGGUGUAAGAGUUGUCAGAGACAUUGAACAAGAACCUUCAGAUCCUCACCAGCCUGCUCCACAGAGAGCUCCUAGACAAGUAUCUGAGUGGGAGGGAGACACAGGUGUUGAUCAAACCCCUUUCCCUGCUAAGACUAAUUAUGUUGGAGAUGUGCCGCAGUCAGACUGGAACAUGAGUAGUCACCAUGGAGCUCAAUUCUCUACACAUGAGAAUCCAGACACAGAUGGAUGGGGCGAUGAACCUGUCAAGAAGGAAGCUCCUAUUAAGAAAGAAACUGGCUGGGGCAACGACAAUGAUGAUGGUGGCUGGGGAGGCAGCGGUGGAGGAGGCUCCUUCGGCCAAUCCUCUGGCAGAGGCGACAGAGGUGGCUUCAGAGGUAGAGGAAGAGGAAGAUUUAGAGACAGGGACGAUAAUGACGGAGGCUUCAGAGGUGGAAGAUUUAGAGACAGGGACGAUAAUGACGGAGGCUUCAGAGGUGGAAGAGGAAGAGGCGGUGGAGGAGGAGAUAGGUCCUGCUUCAACUGUGGUGAACCAGGCCACUUCGCUAGAGAAUGCCCUAACAAAGACUCUAAUGAUGAUAGAAGAGGUGGAAGAGGAGGCAGAUUUGGAAGAGGAAGAGGCGGAAGAAGAAAUGAUUAUGACAAUGAUAAUGGUGGAGGCUCUUGGGGCGGAAACACUAAAGAAGAGAGCAAAGAUGGCUUCGGAGGAGAUAACCAAGGAAGUUCAUGGGGAGCCCCAGGAGGAGGAUCAGCAUGGGGUAAUGAUAAGAAAGAGUCUUCUUCAUGGGGAGCAAAUAACAAUAAUGAUAAUGGUGGAGGCUCUUCUUGGGGAGCAAAUAAGGACAACGAUAAUGGAGGAGGCUCUAGCUGGGGGAAUAAAGGAGGCCAAGUCUCGUUUGGGGGUAAUGCCAACGAAGGAGGAUCAUCCUGGGGAAACAACGACAAAGAAGGCAAAGGAUCAUCCUGGGACAAAAACAAAAAAGAGGAUAAAGGAUCAUCCUGGGGAAAUAACGACAAUGGAGGAUCUUCAUGGGGCAACAAUGACAAGAAAGAGUCAGAAGAAAAGUCAGGGUGGUAAAUCCUAUGAGCAUUAAAAGUAGCACUCC